Caretta caretta (loggerhead turtle) is the source of this 1661-nucleotide messenger RNA. It is a transcript of the gene RSL1D1, whose product is annotated as ribosomal L1 domain containing 1. The record is from RefSeq and is a predicted model, not a curated record. NCBI's taxonomy places the organism in Eukaryota, Metazoa, Chordata, Testudines, Cheloniidae.
GGCGCCGCGCAGAUGGGUCUGCGCGUGCGCAGGGACCGUCGGACCUCCACACACGUGUCGGUCCGUUGUGGGGACUCGGGAGCAUGGCGGCGCCGGGCCAGAAGCUGGAUCGCGGACAGGUUAAAAAGGCCGUGCAGGCCUUGCUUGCAUACACAAAGACCAAAGAUAACACAGAUGAACUGCUUUUGAAUGAGAACGACAAUGUAUACUUAAUGGUGACAGUAUGGAAAAUCCCACCACAAGAACAAGUUAUCAAAAUACCACUUCCUCACGGUAUUCGACCAGAAACAUCUGAAGUUUGCCUCUUCACAAAAGAUGAACCUGAAUUAUCUGCAGAACAGACCGAAAACUUGUACAAGAAACUGUUGAUCCAGAAUGGGAUCACAAGUAUCAGCCAGAUCAUCUCAUAUAAAACUCUCAAAAAAGAAUACAAACCAUUUGAAGCAAAGCGUCGUCUCCUGAACAGAUUUAACCUCUUCCUGGCCGAUGAUCGAAUUAGAAGGCUUUUGCCCUCACAUAUAGGGAAACACUUUUAUCAAAGCAAAAAGGCACCUUUAUCUGUAAACCUGAAAGCCAAGAAUCUAGCUAAGGAACUAAACAAACAUAUCCAGGGAACUAUACUUCCAGUUACCAACAAGGGGUGUUGUUAUACGGCACGUGUAGGUCACACUGGAAUGAAAGCUGAUGAGUUAUUAGAAAAUGUCACUGUUGCUUCUGAGGUGAUUUCCAAUAAGUUGCCAAAGAAUUGGAAAAAUAUUAAAGUUCUUCACCUCAAAACACUGAAAUCUGUUGCUCUCCCAAUCUUCAAUUCAUACAUCUGCAAUUUAGAUGAGCUUGACAAGCAGCCAUCUCUCCAUCAAAAGGGAGUACAGAAAAAGAAAGGAAAGAAAAGAAAACCGAAGUCAGAACAGACUUCAACUAAGGCCAAAGUGACAGCUGAAAAGAAGAACAAUGCUACUACCAAAGACCUUGAGAUGGAACAAAAGAGAAAAGCAGAAACCUUGGCAGUCACAGAACCAGAUGAGGAUGAUGGAGAAAUUCCACAACUUGUUCCUAUUCAAACAGAAGUCAGUAUAGCUGGGAAGGAGAAAACUGAACCAAAUCAGACUCCAGAAAAAGGUGUAAAUAUGAUCAGAAAACUUAAGACACCACUUGGUAAGAGAAAGACAUCGUUGGCUCCGGAGACUCCAAAAACGAAACUAAAAUUGGCUGAAAAUGAGACAGAUUUGCCAACACCAGCUCAACAGAAACAACCCAAGAAGCCCGGGAUCCCAAAGGAAGUAGUAAAGGAUAAGGAGCUGAAAAAGACUCCCAAAAAACCAGCAGCAAAAUCCUUUGUGACACCUCCUGGGGGCAAGCUUGUAAAAUCAGCCAAGAAAGCUCCCAAAACACCAAAACAGAUUCCCAAGAAAAUGAAAGUCCCACAAUCAGCCUGAACGCUGUCAGUUAUAUUAUUGCUUUAGCCUAUGAGGUGAACUGAUUAAACGUAUUUGCUUUGCUUAAAAAGAAAAAAAUUACUAUAAAUCAGAGAAAACAGCUUGAUUAAAAGAAAGCCUGAGCAUAGGGAGCUGUCUUCACCAAGGUUUAUAAUUGCCUAUCAGUGUUUCCUACCAGUAGCAGUGGGGCUAGGUGACAUGUAAAUAAACCUUUUUCUAACUUGG